Molossus molossus (Pallas's mastiff bat) is the source of this 1396-nucleotide messenger RNA. It is a transcript of the gene SOX3, whose product is annotated as SRY-box transcription factor 3. Lineage: Eukaryota; Metazoa; Chordata; Mammalia; Chiroptera; Molossidae. The transcript has a single exon. Bases 51 to 1370 code for a protein of 439 amino acids. The record is from RefSeq and is a predicted model, not a curated record. Gene Ontology annotation, biological process: positive regulation of transcription by RNA polymerase II; negative regulation of transcription by RNA polymerase II; cell differentiation. Gene Ontology annotation, molecular function: DNA-binding transcription factor activity, RNA polymerase II-specific; RNA polymerase II cis-regulatory region sequence-specific DNA binding.
GAUAGGAGCAGGUAUAUAAGGGGCCUGGGGCGCAACCGACCAGACAACGAAUGCGACCAGUUCCAGACAACACAUCAGGUGCGAGUGGACUGUGGGCUCCUGUAGACCUGGCGCGGGGCGCUUCGGCAAACCUGUUCUUCCCGCUUGACCCGCCGGCCCACCGGCCCCUGAGCGCCCCUCGGACGGAGGCCCCAGGCCUUUUCACAGUGGCUGCUCCAGCCCCCGGAGCGCCUUCUCCUCCCGCCACUCUGGCGCACCUUCUUCCCGCUCCGGCCAUGUACAGCCUGCUGGAGACUGAACUCAAGAACCCCGUGGGGCCAUCCACUCCAGGGACGGGAUCUGGCGGCCCCGCAGCUCCAGGCAGCGCAGGCAAGAGUAGCGCGAACGCAGCCAGCGGAGCGAACGCAGGCGGCGGUAGCGUGGGUGGUGCGAGCAGUGAUCAGGAUCGGGUGAAGAGACCCAUGAAUGCCUUCAUGGUGUGGUCCCGCGGGCAGCGGCGUAAGAUGGCCCUGGAGAACCCCAAGAUGCACAACUCUGAGAUCAGCAAGCGCUUGGGCGCUGACUGGAAACUGCUGACCGACGCCGAAAAGCGGCCAUUCAUCGACGAGGCCAAGCGACUGCGUGCGGUGCACAUGAAAGAGUACCCGGACUACAAGUACCGGCCGCGCCGCAAGACCAAGACGCUGCUCAAGAAGGACAAAUACUCCUUGCCAGGCGGCCUCCUGCCUCACGGCGCCGCCGCCGCGGCCGCCGCCGCAGCCGCCGCCGCGGCCGCCAGUAGCCCGGUGGGCGUGGGCCAGCGCCUGGACACUUACACACACGUGAAUGGAUGGGCCAACGGAGCGUAUUCACUGGUGCAGGAGCAGCUGGGCUACGCGCAGCCCGCCACCAUGAGCAGCCCGCCGCCGCCCGCGUUGCCUCAGAUGCACCGCUACGAAAUGGCAGGCCUGCAGUACAGCCCCAUGAUGCCACCCGGCGCCCAGAGCUACAUGAACGCCGCCGCCGCUGCCGCAGCUGCCUCAGGCUACGGGGGCAUGGCGCCCUCAGCUGCCGCCGCCGCGGCAGCCGCCUACGGGCAACAGCCCGCCACCGCCGCUGCCGCGGCAGCUGCCGCCGCCGCCAUGAGCCUGGGCCCAAUGGGCACGGUAGUGAAGACGGAGCCCAGCUCACCGCCGCCCGCCAUCACAUCGCACUCGCAGCGCCCGUGCCUCGGAGACCUGCGCGACAUGAUCAGCAUGUACCUGCCACCGGGCGGGGACGCGGCUGACGCUGCCUCGCCGCUGCCUGGCGGUCGCCUGCACACCAUACACCAGCACUACCAGGGCGCGGGGACUGCCGUCAACGGAACCGUGCCGCUGACCCACAUCUGAAAACCGGCCUGCACUCGCCACCCCUG